GACGAGGGAGACGUCACGUGAGGGGUGGGUGGGCGGCGGCGGAGGAAGAUGGCGGGGUGCGGGGCCCCCUGGUGGUGCUGCUGCUGCCCGUGCUGCGGGGAGAGGGAGAGCCGCACCCCGGAGGAGCUGACUAUCCUCGGGGAAACACAGGAAGAAGAUGACGAAAUUCUUCCACGCAAGGACUAUGAGAGCUUGGAUUAUGACCGGUGUAUCAAUGACCCCUACUUGGAAGUACUGGAAAGCAUGGACAACAAGAAAGGCCGGAGGUAUGAAGCGGUGAAGUGGGUGAUGGUUUUCGCCAUUGGAGUCUGCACUGGACUGGUGGGUCUAUUUGUGGAUUUCUUUGUGCGACUCUUUUCCCAACUCAAAUUCCAUGUGGUACAAACCUCGGUGGAGGAGUGCAGUGAGAAGGGCUGCCUUGCCAUGUCGCUGCUGGAGCUGCUGGGGUUUAACCUGACCUUCAUCUUCCUUGCCAGCCUUCUUGUCCUGAUCGAGCCCGUGGCAGCUGGCUCUGGAAUUCCGGAGAUUAAAUGUUACCUGAACGGAGUGAAGGUGCCAGGGAUAGUCCGUCUCCGGACACUGGUGUGCAAAGCUCUGGGAGUACUCUUCAGCGUAGCCGGAGGACUCUUUGUAGGGAAGGAGGGCCCCAUGAUACACAGUGGCGCUAUUGUGGGGGCUGGCUUGCCUCAGUUCCAGAGCAUCUCCUUUAGGAAGAUCCAGUUUAACUUUCCCUAUUUCCGAAGUGACAGGGACAAAAGGGACUUUGUAUCUGCAGGGGCCGCUGCGGGGGUUGCUGCAGCCUUUGGGGCCCCAAUCGGGGGCACUCUGUUCAGCUUGGAAGAAGGUUCCUCCUUCUGGAACCAGGGGCUCACGUGGAAAGUGCUCUUUUGUUCCAUGGCUGCUACCUUCACUCUGAACUUCUUCCGCUCCGGGAUUCAGUUCAGAAGUUGGGGAUCUUUCCAGCUACCUGGGCUGCUAAACUUUGGGGAGUUCAAGUGUUCUGACUCUGAUAAAAAAUGCCACCUCUGGACGGCCAUGGACUUGGGGUUCUUCAUUAUGAUGGGGAUUGUAGGAGGCCUUCUUGGAGCCACCUUCAACUGCCUGAAUAAGAGGCUGGCGAAAUACCGCAUGCGGAACGUACAUCCAAAGCCGAAGCUCGUCAGAGUCUUGGAGAGCCUGCUGGUGUGUCUAACAACCACCGUUGUGGUGUUCGUAGCGUCCAUGAUUCUAGGAGAAUGCCGGCAGAUGUCUUCCACCAAUCCUAGUGGCAACAGCACUCUGAGCCUUCAGGGCUCUUCAUCGGAGGACGUGAAUUCAAGCAUCAAGACGUUCUUCUGCCCUAAUGAAACCUACAACGACAUGGCAACGCUCUUCUUCAACCCCCAGGAGUUAGCCAUCCUGCAGCUCUUCCACCAGGAUGGUACUUUCAGCCCAGUCACACUCUCCCUGUUCUUCCUUCUCUAUUUCUUACUGUCCUGCUGGACGUAUGGGAGCUCUGUGCCCAGUGGUCUCUUUGUACCGUCGCUGCUUUGUGGGGCUGCCUUCGGACGCCUGGUCGCCAACCUCCUCAAAAGCUACAUUGGGCUGGACCACAUCUACUCGGGGACCUUUGCGCUGAUUGGUGCGGCGGCGUUCCUGGGAGGCGUGGUCCGCAUGACGAUUAGCCUCACCGUUAUCCUGAUAGAAUCCACCAAUGAGAUCACGUACGGGCUUCCGAUAAUGAUCACCCUGAUGGUAGCCAAAUGGACAGGGGAUUUCUUUAACAAGGGCAUCUAUGACAUCCAUGUGACCCUGCGAGGGGUGCCGCUGCUGGAGUGGGAGACGGAGGUGGAAAUGGACAAGCUGAGAGCCAGUGAUAUCAUGGAGCCCAACCUGACGUACGUGUAUCCCCACACCCGGAUCCAGUCACUGGUCAGUAUCCUCCGCACAACGGUCCAUCACGCCUUCCCUGUGGUGACAGAGAACCGGGGGAACGAGAAGGAGUUCAUGAAGGGGAACCAGCUGAUCAGCAACAACAUUAGAUUCAAGAAAUCCAGCAUCCUCACCAGAGCUGGAGAGCAGCGCAAGCGGAGCCAGUCCAUGAAAUCUUACCCCUCAAGCGAGCUGCGCAACAUGUGUGAUGAGCACAUUGCACCAGAGGAGCCGCCUGAGAAGGAGGAUCUGCUGCAGCAGAUGCUGGAGAGACGAUACACUCCCUACCCCAACCUGUACCCAGACCAGUCCCCCAGUGAAGAGUGGACCAUGGAGGAACGCUUCCGACCUCUGACGUUCCACGGCCUGAUCUUACGCUCGCAGCUGGUUACCCUGCUCGUCCGAGGAGUCUGUUACUCUGAGAGUCAGUCGAGCACCAGCCAGCCUCGACUGUCGUAUGCCGAGAUGGCUGAGGAUUACCCCCGUUACCCCGAUAUUCAUGACCUGGACCUCACGCUGCUGAACCCCCGCAUGAUAGUGGACGUCACCCCUUACAUGAACCCAUCUCCCUUCACGGUGUCCCCUAACACCCAUGCCUCGCAAGUCUUCAACCUGUUUAGGACAAUGGGGCUCAGGCACUUACCAGUGGUGAAUGCAGUGGGAGAGAUUGUUGGAAUAAUAACUCGACACAACCUGACUCAUGAAUUUCUGCAGGCAAGACUGAGACAGCACUACCAAACCAUCUGAGCCUGCUGUCGGUAUGGCUUCCUUCUUCCUCCAAGCCUGCACAUGCCCUCGCUUUCUGCUUGGAUGCCCCAUGACCAAGGACAUGAUGGAUGGCUUCUCUCCCACGCAGUCUGGGGACCAGAGAACAUCUCGCUGGCAGAGAGUAGAGGAGCUAUCUGAGUCCAGAGCCUCUGGCCAGCCCCAGAGAGGUGCUGCUUUGACUGCUCUUGGCCAGAAUGCUGUCUUCUCUCCUGCCGUCUCCUUUCAUCAGAAGUUGCCCCGAGGCUGCUCUUCCUAUAGAAAUGCCUGCAGUUUGGAGGGUAACAAUAUCGCCAGCUACGCCAUGUCCCACGUGGAGGAGUGCAGCAAAUUUCCCCUCCCUUCUCUUGUUGAUUUCUUUUCCCUUCCCAGUUCUGCUAAAGUAGUUGCCUUACUCGCACGAGAAGGGGUCGUUGUCAAAGCUGAGAUCACCCCCUGCAAUUUGCUAAUAUCCUCAAACACUAAAUUGCUGGUUAUUCUCAGUGGCAUUAAAACUACACCUCCUUGGGGGGCGUGGGGAAUUUUUCUGCCAUCAGGAACUCUUAAUUGCCCAGGUUUUUCACUCUGGCUUCAUGGUUUUUCAGUUCAGUUCUUAAAGCUCCUAAUUUCUUAAUGUCCUUCGGUGCUGGAAUCCCUGCUAUGGAUUAGUCUGACAGCAGCUGGCUGCUGAGAGCAUCUGGGCAAGUCAAGAAUCCAAAACAGCUUGGUUCUAAUUACUGUUCUGGAUUAGAAACCCUUAAUGCCCCCACAAAACAACUCGGAAGAGAGAAAUCCCGUCAACCUCAUCAGCUGUUGCCAAUGAUUCCCCUUAGAAGAGAAGUCUUUUAUAAGGCACUCUUGUCCCUUCCUUGUAAUGCUAUGUUGCGCCUCUUUGGAGCAUUAUGUAGUGCCCUCCCACAGAGAUCCAGUGAUAAGAGCCUGGUUUCACUCGGGGGUUAAGGAUUCCAGGGGCAUCUUUACAGUCAGGGCUGUGGAGAUGGAGGAAAUCUCUUUUCUCGGCCCGGCAAGCCCCAAGCUCACUACGGGGAAGAGCAUGAGCGUUACUCCUCCAGCUCCAAUUCAGCAGCGACAGCGGCAGGGUUGGCUUCUGUCGGCUUCACGGAAAGAGAAGGUGCAAUUCAUGCUGCGGCCAGCCAGAAGGGGCUCUGGGAGGUUGAGACUGCCAGCCAGCGCUCCGCAGAGCAGUUAGUGGAAGGGCUUUUGGCAGCUCUAAGAGCACUUGGGAUGUUUCUUGCAACCGCAGAAUCACCUGCAGGGAAAAGUCAGCAUUUAGGAGCCAGUCACAGCCAGUCUGGUGCUCUGGCAGGUACCAUCCUGGCAGCACCUGUGUCAUUCCAGCAGGCUCCUGCCCUUGUGGGUUUUGCAUUCAGAUAACUGUGGGAAGCCAGCUUCAUGCCUUCAGGGGCUACAGAACUGAUUGGCUUGAUAAAGCACAGAGCAUUCUUGCUUCCUCUGAGACUGGCCCAGCUAACCUGUGGAAUGCAUCCCAGGAAAGGUUCCCCACAGCCCUCUCACCAGCCCUUCGGUUAACCUGUUCCACGCCAUACCGGGCUUUAGCUAGCCGUCAAAGGAGCUGCUGUUUUAGGAGUCUGUUUUAUUUUAAAACUGAGCCAUCUUGAGGGCUCUUCCUUCCAAGCAUAGAGGGAUUGCAAAACCUGUGUUUUCACAUGUCCAUUGCAGAGUCCGUGAUCUGCAAGCUGAGUUUGUCCGGGGAAGCUGUGUGUUCCCGUGCUGGGCUGUGGCUGAGGUUGCUGUGCUCUGACUUCUCUAAGGUAACGGGUAGCGUGCACAGAACACAAGUGCCACACACUGUACCCUUCAUUAAGCAAGUCUCUUUUGGUAAUUGGUGAAGCUUUCCCCUGCAGACCAGGUUGCGGGUGGCUGAGUUGGUACAGGGAGAUCCGGUCUCUGGGGGUAUCUACACCAUACAAAGAACCAGAUCAUAGGAGUUUGUGUUGUAGAUAGGAGAUAAUUCUGUCGUAUCUACAUUACAGCCUGUAACCAGCAAAGGACGAAAGAAGGUCCCCUGACUCCAUUCUGACAUAUAUAGUGGAGAAAGGCCCCCCCUGCGUAUAGGGCAGGGCUCAGCUGCAUAUUGGUUUAUUCACUUUGGAGAUUUUCUUUAGUCACUUCCAAUGAAAUUUUGCAAACCCUUCCCUGGGUCUCAUCUUUCCCCCCCUCUUACGAGACUGGCAGCAGACUUCCUGUGAAGCCCUGCUCCUUCCUGAUUCUGGAGCAGAGGUCUUGGCCCUCCUUGCAUAUCCUGCUAAGUGGAGAGGGAGGAGCCUUGCUACAUGUAGUGCAAAACUUCCCUUCAGCAAGUGACUUUCACCCUCCUGGGUCCAUCUGGUUAUAGCAAGUACCAUCCAAGUUCUGCAUUCCAGCCCCAGGUGGGGUCCUGUGUGACCAGCAUGCAUGGAACAGGUUCCUCACACCUUCCCCCCCAGUUUGCGUCAGUUGUUCAGUCUCCUCCACCAUUCCAAAUAGCAUGUGUGCUCAGGAGAACCUUCCAGGGUAGCCCGAAUGGUGGGUGUUGAUCCUUCAGCUCCCCAGAGUGAAGUAAAGGCAUCUUCCCAGGGCCAGCACCUAUCUUGUACUCCUUCCAUUUGGGUUCCAUAGCUGUGGUGGGAGUGGCACCCUCGUACUUCUCUGAGCCCAUCUGAAAGAUGGCUCAGUCCCAGCUGUCCAUGCAGUUCUUCAGGGAGAUCUUUGGUUAAUAGAGUCUAAAUGACUGUCAAGUGGGUUGACUUUGGCUUCUGCUUUUGACUUUUAGGGGGUGCCUUGUUCUACAUAAGUGGACUAAGGGUCUUCAGCCUGUUUCACCUAUAUCUAGAGCGGGCUUGUCAGUAACGUGCUUUCCCUAUGCUUUGGGGCAGGAGGAGCACUGGUUUCCAUAGCUGGAAAGAGACUGAACUGGUCCAAGAAACUCCAGGACAUAUCCCCUCCCCCAUUCUCCCCCAAGAUGAACUGGAAGUUUGAAAUAUACUUGUUGCACUAGCUUCCGUUCCAAAGGGUUCUGGCACCUGGACAGUCCCAACAUGCAGUAAAACAAUCACACUUCAUUAGGGUUACCUUUAGAGUUCGGGCAUUUAAGGCACAAACCACAAGAUGCAGCAGCCCUGUACUCCCUCUAUCUCUUCAUAAGCCCAGUGAGAGAUCCGGUCCCUCCCGCUCUACUCAGUUGCUAUGUGAGAGUUCACUUACCUCCCCCCACCCACUAAAAUAGGGCUUGUUAACUCUGUGUCGGUCGCCUUUGCCCGUCAUGUCCUGUUUAUUCAGUACAGAAGUCAUGGCAGUAUAUUUUGCCACACCAUAUCUUGGCCUCAUUAAUGAGUCAUGGAGCUGGGAGCCCCAGGCAAGCCGAGCUGAAACAUCUUGCUCAGGUAUGUCUGGGCACUAGCCAUGCCUUACCUUGCAAAGGCUGCCGGACUCCACUCUGUGCUCAGCUGCACCUGCUCUGCCUAAGCAUCCAUCUUACUAAAAACCUAGAGCUGGAGGAAAGCAGUUCCUUUCACUGCUGCAGCCAGGAGAACAUAACUGGCCCUGUGGCACUCUGCCAGCCGCUUUAAAGGGAAAUCCACAAAUGUGCUCACCAGGUGUGCUCAACAGUAUUGUAUGUGGCCCAGAGCAGGGCAAGUUCCUCUUUCAGAAACGAAGGGGGUCAUGGAUGCUCUUCUCUGAGUGGGGUUCUGAGAUGCAACACAGCCGGGGCUCUCGCGUGUGCCACUUACGAGGGGUGCAAAGGAUCCCGGAUCCUCUUCUCAGCCAAGACUGCUCAGACAGCCGACCACUGAACUCCCUUCUCGCAAACCUUAACUGCUUCUGGUCUGGCACCGAUUGCUAAACAGCUGACAAAGAAACUAUACAGGUGCCUGUAAUUCUUAUCAGAGUAACACUAAGGGAGAGCGUCCACGUAGUGGAUCAGUAUUGAUGUCAAAAGCUCAGGACAGUAGAGGGGGCUGACUCCUGCUUCCUGGGUUCCUGUGCAGUGUUAACGCCGGGUAGCAAGUCUUAACUCCUCUGUACUAUGAGCCAUGCCAGGGCAGCCACUUAUUUUGUUUUUGUUUUGUUUUUUGCACUGUUUUUUGUUACAAGAUGAUGUAAGCUAAUUCCACGGUGUAUAUAAACUGUAUUUUUGUUAAAUUUGUAUGAAUAUAUUUUUUAUUUGAACUUUGGCACUUGGGAUGUCAUCCUGUAACCAUAACAUGUCUGAGAGUAAAAUGUCAUUGUGUGUCCUUCUGCACCUGCUGGGCUCUGGGAUUUUCUUCCUCCCCGUUGUAUGGUUUGUUUAAAUUUUGUUUUUGACUUUUUUCAUCCCAAUAAUAAAAAUGGUCCAACAGCCUUA
Molecule: messenger RNA, 7021 nt
Organism: Caretta caretta (loggerhead turtle)
Lineage: Eukaryota; Metazoa; Chordata; Testudines; Cheloniidae
Gene: CLCN6
Product: chloride voltage-gated channel 6
Biological process (GO): transmembrane transport; chloride transport
Cellular component (GO): intracellular membrane-bounded organelle; lysosomal membrane
Molecular function (GO): voltage-gated chloride channel activity
Source: RefSeq, a predicted model, not a curated record